UGCGCGUUCCGAUUUAGGGGGAGCGCCAGCGAAAGCUGUCUAACGUCGAGCCGCGGGGCCAUGUCACGGGCGGCGCUCGAGUAAAAAAAAAGAAGGGCACGCCACAAACACGCGGCCGAUGCUGGACCGCUGCAGACCAAGUUGACUCCCUUCGAGGGCGGCUACACCGGACGGCAGAGUGAAAGGCCCCCGCGUAAGCGGCCUUACAAGGAUCACUGUGUCGUUGGUUCCAGCCAACGAAUGUUCCAUCCCACUGAACAACCCCCAGGCUGCACAGGAAGCCCUCCAUGCCACGUCUCCAGGCCCACCUCUUUACCGGAACAUCACAGACGUGAGUCAACUCGGCCGUGGAGGUCGCCAUGGUCUACCGGACGCCUGGAGCCCGCCGACAACACCACGCUACCCAAUGCCACCAUUGGACUAUCCGAAGAGCAGAUCCAGAUGCAGCGAACAGCUGCCGAGUUUGCUGAGAAGGAGAUGCUUCCAAAUAUGAUGGAAUGGGAUGAAAAGGAACACUUCCCUGUGGAUGCAAUGAGGAAAGCAGCUGGACUUGGCUUUGGGGCUAUUUACAUUUCAGAUGAAUAUGGAGGGUCAGGGCUGAGUCGCCUUGAUGCUUCGGUGAUAUUUGAAGCCCUUGCGAAAGGUUGUGUCAGUACGACUGCUUACAUCAGCAUCCACAACAUGGCACUGUGGAUGAUUGAUGCUUUUGGGAGUCAGGAUCAGAAGCUGAAGUGGCUUCCCGAGUUGUGCACAAUGGAGAAGUUUGCAUCAUACUGCCUGACAGAGCCAGGCAGUGGCAGUGAUGCUGCCUCGCUGGUCACCACAGCCAAGAAGGAUGGGGACGACUACAUCUUGAAUGGCACCAAGGCAUUCGUCAGUGGCUCGGGUGCAAGCCAUGUGUACGUGGUAAUGUGCCGAACCGGCGGUUCAGGCGCAAAAGGCAUUUCGACAGUUGUCGUCGAGAAAGGAACACCAGGCCUGAGCUUUGGCAAGAAAGAAAAGAAGCUUGGGUGGAACACACAGCCAACACGAGCAGUGAUCUUUGAGGACUGCCGAGUGCCUGUCUCUAACCGGCUUGGCGAGGAAGGCCAGGGCUUCUCCUUUGCCAUGCUGGGACUCAACGGCGGACGUGUCAAUAUCGCAUCCUGUUCCAUGGGAGCUGCAGCUGCUAGCAUCGACAUAGUAAAGGAACAUUUGAAGGUUCGCAAGCAGUUUGGAAAGCCCCUUGCCUCUUACCAGAACAACCAGUUCAACUUGGCAAAGAUGGCUACAGGGCUGCAGACAUCACGUCUGAUUGUGAGGCGAGCAGCGCAGUCCAUAGAUGACGACACUCCAGACAAGAUGACGUUGUGUGCCAUGGCCAAGCUUCAUGCCACGGAAGUUGGUUUUAAGAUCACCAACCAGGCCCUCCAGAUGAUGGGUGGUUAUGGCUUCAUCAAGGAGUACCCGAUCCAGCAGUAUCUGAGGGACCUAAGGGCGCACUUAAUUAUUGAAGGAACCAAUGAAGUAAUGAAGAUGGUGAUAUCGAGGGAUAUACUGCAAGGCUGAAUGCAGUCAACGGCACACAUGUAAAGAAAAAGCCAGAGAAAAGAUUGUGCAGAAACCAUCGAUGAUGAUUGUAAAUGUGAGCAAAUAGUCCAAACAAGCAAGCGAUCAAGAACGAGACGGAGAGUGUGAGAACAGACGCUUUCCUUGCCGAGUCUGACCAUCGACCACCUGCCAACCAUGACAGCAGCUGAAUGAGUCAAAGAAAGCUAUUCACCUUAAAAGCUUAUGUUCCACCUUUAAAUUUCUUGCUGAAUUUGCACAGUGCGACCAUGGGCCAUCUUUUGUAACAAUUAGUAUUUCUC
Messenger RNA from Dermacentor albipictus, 1850 nucleotides. The record is from RefSeq and is a predicted model, not a curated record. Lineage: Eukaryota; Metazoa; Arthropoda; Arachnida; Ixodida; Ixodidae.